AUGCUCGUGUCCUCAGGACCUGACACUACCCCUCAUAAUGGUUGUUAUCCAGUUGAGGGAGCACAGGAUGAAUCUUUUUACUCUCCAUACAUAAUCACAGGUCUCUUGUCAGGAUCACGGGUACCUAUAGACGGGUUCCUCAAGAGUCCUCAUAGACGCAGACUAUUUCAACGUCUGGUCCUGACAUCUCUCCUCGACUUCUGCGCAAGAAACUCGAAGAGAUACAGGGCAAGACUCACUGCAACAAAAAUUCCAAAUCCCUCUUUGACAUACCAAGGAGCUUCAGUGCGCCAACGACUUUUCCUCAGCGGGCUUCAACAUCCUCAAGGACGGCCUUCUCAGUAUGGACAUGUGCCUCCUUGGCGGUUGCCUCAGGGGAAUCGUCCAGGCGGAACUUGGGACGACUACGGUCGGGGUGCUUCAUCCUAUGAUCUCGGGGAUGAGGAUGAAAACGGUGGCGAGGCAUUUGCGGAUCGAUAUUUCGAUGAAGAAGAAGAGGAGGAGGAUAAUCUUAGAGAAGAAACUCCGUGGAGCAGACCAUAUGACUCCUCAGAUGAGAUGAGGGAUGAAGCAUUUGGGGAUAGAUAUCUGGGAGGAGGGAGGCAGUAG
Messenger RNA from Tremella mesenterica DSM 1558, 609 nucleotides. RefSeq lists its product as uncharacterized. The transcript is spliced from 3 exons. Lineage: Eukaryota; Fungi; Basidiomycota; Tremellomycetes; Tremellales; Tremellaceae. The record is from RefSeq and is a predicted model, not a curated record. Bases 1 to 609 code for a protein of 202 amino acids.